CAACACGACCGCACCGCUCUGCAUCACCCUCCCAAUAGCAACACUCAACUAGGACCCGCAUUCCAACUCCACACUCCAGCAAUGACGCCUACGGAACGAUCAAAGACGCAGACGAACCUGAGCGCAAGCUCGAAAUUGGAUGCGAACAAAUUCAGUAGUCUAUUGCUUCACAACCCCGUGUUCUCCCGCCGUAGCGUGGGUAGCAACGGCUCGAGCAAGUCUUCGCCAAAAAAGUCGCUUGCAGAUCUGAAUCCCACCAACCCACUUGCCAGCAUCGUCCACCAAGCAGACCGAAACGGCAGACAACAGCCUGUACUUACUGGAAGUCGUCGCAUUAGCUGCGAGGGAGCUGCUGCGAAUGGAGGACAAGGAAGCUUCCGUAACCUUUUGACAAACUUCAUGUCGGCACUUGGAGUCAGUGAACAGCAGCACCAAACAGUGAGGUCGUCACCUACGAAGAAGAAACUUGCCAGUGCUUUGGGCACCACUAUUGAGCUUCGGAAAAGCGUCCUGCCUCCUGUUUCUCCUGACGACGCGGCUAAGAAGUGUUUGGUGCUUGAUCUCGACGAAACACUGGUACACUCGUCGUUUCGACCGACUUCCAACCCGGAUUUGAUUAUUCCUGUCAACAUUGACGGCACCAUCCACCAAGUGUACGUUUGCAGGAGACCUGGAUGCGAGGAGAUCCUCAUCGAAAUGGCUAAAUUCUACGAGAUCGUCGUGUACACGGCCAGCCUCAGCAAGUACGCGGACCCACUUCUUGACAAACUGGACCCGGAAGGCGUCAUUCGCCACCGACUCUAUCGCGAGCACUGCGUCCAGUACGAGGGUAGCUACGUGAAGGAUUUGUCGCUUCUGGAUCGUGAUAUUUCACAGACGAUCAUCAUCGACAACGCGCCGAUGUCGUACAUUUUCCACCCGCGCAACGCCAUUGGCUGCUCCAGUUUUAUUGACGACCCGAGUGAUCGUGAGCUUGAAUCGAUUUCUCGUUUCCUCACAAAGAUUCGUGAUGUGGAAGACGUGCGUAACCACCUGCACAUGUGGGAUGCCGGCUACUGAGUCAGUGGCCCUCCCGCAGCUAACCUACUUUUCGUUAGCGAGGUGCCGCUCGGAAUGUAACUACUUCGAAGUAAGACAACAGAUACCAUAAAAACUUGUAAAAUAUUUUUAUAAUUUAACGUUAGUAAACUAAAAA
This is a messenger RNA of Phytophthora infestans T30-4, 1195 nucleotides long. RefSeq names its product NLI interacting factor-like phosphatase, putative. NCBI's taxonomy places the organism in Eukaryota, Oomycota, Peronosporomycetes, Peronosporales, Peronosporaceae. Bases 82 to 1059 code for a protein of 325 amino acids. The transcript has a single exon. The record is from RefSeq and is a predicted model, not a curated record. Gene Ontology annotation, molecular function: phosphoprotein phosphatase activity.